Molecule: messenger RNA, 1410 nt
Organism: Miscanthus lutarioriparius
Lineage: Eukaryota; Viridiplantae; Streptophyta; Magnoliopsida; Poales; Poaceae
Source: the annotation of a GenBank genome assembly
AUGUCGUCGCGGGCGUUGGACGUGGACAAGACGCCGCCCAACGAGGCGGACGCGCGCGCGGAGGCGUCGCGGUGGCAGCGCCACGCCAUCUACCGCGUGCCGGCGUUCAUCAGGGACGUCAGCCCCAAGGCGUACCGGCCGCAGGUGGUGUCGCUGGGCCCCUUCCACCACGGCGACACCGCGCUGCUGCCGAUGGAGGCGCACAAGGGCCGGGCGCAGGCGCACCUGCUGCGCCGGUGCGGGCGGCCGCUGGAGGAGUUCAGAGCCGCCAUGCGGGGCGCGGCAGAGCAGCUGGAGACCGCGUACCGGGAUCUCGGCGUUGAGUGGCGCGGCGACGAGAGCGGCGGUGGCGGCGGCGAUGGCUAUGCCUCCAGUGACCCCGUCUUUAGUCGCCACGGGGUGCUCUACGUGAUGCCCUUCAUCCGGCGCGACAUGCUCAUGCUCGAGAACCAGCUGCCGCUGCUCGAGCUCGAGAGGCUCGUCACCGUCAUGACUGCACAGCCGCCGCCACCAGGAGAUCAACAGGAUGGUGCUGAGGUUUCUGUCCCCGUCGUCACCGGCCGUCGGCGUCGAGCUGGGGCUCCACCCACUCGUCGUCUACCGCGGGAGCCUGUUUCAUGGGAGCUCCCGCCGGCCCGACUCGAGGGACUUACUAGACACCUACCAAGAAGAAGCGACGAUCAUCCGGCCGGCGGUGGAGCUCCACGAGGCCGGGGUCCGGUGUUCAAGAGGAGCUGGGCGCACAACCUGCGCCACGUCCGGUUCCGGCGCGGCGUGCUGAGCGUGCCGGCGCUGUGCGUGGACGACUCCACAGAGUACGCGCUCCUCAACAUGAUGGGGUUCGAGAGGCUCCACGCCGGCGCCGGGAGCGACGUGGCGGCGUACGUGUUCUUCAUGAGCAACGUCCUCGGCUCGGCCAGGGACGUGACGCUGCUGCGCUCCGAGGGCAUCGUCCAGAACGCCGCCGCCGGCAGCGACAAGGCGGUGGCGCAGAUGUUCGAGAGGAUGUCCAAGGACGCGGUGUUCGAGCCGGAGGGCGCCAUCGACGCCGUGCACCGGCAGGUGAACGCCUACUGCCGCCGGAGGCCGUGGAGGAUGUGUGGCUCCAGGCUUAAACGCAGGGACGAAUGCUUGAGGACUACCAAGCCGGAGGCCGGAGGCUUGGGUGAUCCUCGCCGUUGUUCUCCUCGUCAUGCUCAUCGUGCAGACCAUCUACACCGCGCUGCAGUUCUACAUGCUCCGACGACAUUAGCAGCGUCGCGCCAUUACUCCAAGCCUCCAAUUAAUUAUUGGGAGAUUAUUCGCAGCUUUGAGUGGUUCUACCAAUGUGUACAUAUUUAUUCGUUUGCAAUAAUUACAGUACUUCUCGGUGCUUUCUGCUUUGUCUGCAAUAGACGGAGUAUACGCUGA